CGUGUUACACUUAAAUUUGCCCCCUUCAUGCAUGUUACAUUUGAAAGUACACACUAGCAUACUAAAUAGUGCACCUAAAUAAUAUCAAACUUCAAUUUGACACACUGUUUAGUGCUCUUUUGGACGUAGCUGCAGUCCCUGAGGCGUUUCUGUAAUAUUGCUCCAUUCAGAUACAGACAAGAUGCAGUACUGCAGCACACGUGGAGGGGUUCACGGCUGGGACUUCCAGAAUGUUCUCUUCUCAGGCUAUGCUCCAGACGGGGGCAUGUUUAUGCCUGAGACAAUUCCCUCAAUCUCCCCUGCCACUCUCCGAUCCUGGUGCUCUCUAUCCUACCAGCAGCUCGUGUGUGAAGUGUGUUCGCUCUUCAUCCCUGAGCAGCUCAUCCCGAAGCAUGACUUGGAAGCCCUGGUCUCUAGUGCUCUGUCCAAGUUCUCCGUGCCAGAUGCAGUGAAGAUGGUGCGACUGAAGGGCUCUCUGUCCAUCUUGGAACUGUUCCAUGGAAAGACGCUGGCUUUUAAAGAUCUGGCCAUGACCUGCACCACACGCUUUCUGGAGUACUUCCUGCGCAAGGACAACAGACGUGCCAUCAUCCUCGUGGGGACAUCUGGGGACACUGGAGGCUCAGCCAUCAGCAGUGUGUGUGAUCUUAGUGCGGUGGACGUAGUGGUGGUUUUCCCCCGUGGACGAAUCUCUCAGGUGCAGGAGAGACAGAUGACCACUCACAUAGAGGACAAUGUCCAUGUUUUUGCAGCGGACGGAAGUUCGGAUGAAAUCGACGUGCCUUUGAGGAAGCUGUUUGCAGAUCAGGACUUGGUGAAUCGCUACGGUCUGAUGAGCCUGAACUCAGUGAACUGGUCACGCAUUCUGGUACAGCUCGCUCAUUUUAUAUACGCCUACCUGCAGCUGAGUGGAGUUCGGGAUACAGAUAGAGACAGACUACCUGCUCUGGAGGUAGUGGUGCCCACAGGAGGGGCAGGAAAUAUAACAGCUGGGUGCAUUGUAAAGCACAUGGGGGUUCCUCUGCACCUCGUGGCCAUGGUGAACUCUAAUGACGUAGUGCACCGUGCAGUUCAGAGUGGAGAUUUCUCCAUGGCCGACUGCGUCAAGCAAACUCUGGCUCCUGCCAUCGAUAUUCAGGAUCCUUAUAACAUGGAGCGUGUGUUCUGGCUGUUAUCUGGGAAAGAUGGCGCUUUAGUAAAGAAGAUGAUGGAGCAGUUUCAGGACACUCACACGCUAUCAAUACCUGAAACACUCCACAAAAAGUUGUGUUCAGUCAUGUGUUCAGGUUCUGUGUCUGAUGAGGGGAUAAUGGAGGCCAUAAAGAGGUGCUGGGAGGAAAAUCAGUAUUUGGUGUGUCCUCAUACAGCUGUGGGAGUCUGGCAUCACUACCAUUGUCCUGUCCGCAAUGGGGAGAAUAGGUGUUGCAUUGCGACAGCGUCUCCAGCCAAGUUUCUCGAAGUGGUACAGAAAGCAGGCCUGACCGAAAGCAUCGACGUCCCCGAAGCAGUGAGGCAGUUGGAAACCAAGGAGACACGCUAUAAACAUCUAGAGAGAAAUGAGAACUGGGAAAGAGCGCUAAGAGAACGCAUCGAGGCUAUCGGCUCUGCUCGACAACAGGGAGCACAGUUUUAUACAUGAUAUACAUGUUUAGUGACUGGAAAUUUAUGGGUUGAAAUCCUUGCAUUAGCACUCAACUACUCAAAUCUACCUUUGGCCCUUGAUUCAUUAAAGAUUUGUGUGUAUAAAAACACAUGCGACCUUGAUUUAAAAAAAAAAAAUGUCCAAAUUAAUUUACUAUUAUUAUUAUCUUGACUUACACAAGAGCGGUCUUGAAUGUUUUGCAUGUUUAGGGUUUUUCUAUACAUGUUAUUUUAGUAAUAUACAAAACACACACACGUCAGUGCAGAUGGAUUAUUAAGAUUAUUAAUUAAGCACCCAUGGCAUGAUUUACUGAAGCCAAGGCACAUCGAAUUUGAAAAUGAAUACCACCGAAGGGCAAGUAUGCAGUUUCCUAUUUCAUAUUCACCACAUGAUCGUGCCUCCAUUUCCAGCAGUGUUCAUGUGAAUAUGGUUUCUUUACAUAUAUACCAUAUAACAGAACUCAGUCAUUUCUGCACACGUUUUUUCUACAUUCAUAUUAUGUUUUAAACCAGUGGGCGUUUCAGUUUGAGUUCACUCUUCCGGGAGUCUCUUGCAGAUGUAUGUGAUGACAUUUAUGCACUUGUUCUCUGUAAAUCACUUAAAAAAUGGCAAAUAAUUGCACACACAGCUAACACAGAUAGUUAUUUGAGAUUUUAAUAACUAAGGCCUCAUGUGUAUGUGAAUGAUUUUUUACAUUUAUUUUUAAAUGCAUAUAAAAAGUGAAAUGAAAAGGUACUGAAAAUGUGGGACUGUGCAGAAACUCCAUCCAUCCAUCCAUUUUCAAUACCGCUUAUCCUUCACAGGGUCACAGCGGAGCCUGGAGCCUAUCCCAGGGGACUCGGGGCACGGGCCGGGGGACACACUGGAUGGGUUGCCAACCCGUCGCAGGGCACAAUCACACACACAUUCACACAGUACAAACAAUUUGGAAAUGCCAAUCAGCCACAGCGCUUGUCUUUAGACUAGGGGAGGAAAUCUCCGAGACACGUGGAGAGCAUGCAACGCACAGGGUGGAGGCGGGAUUCAAACCCCCAAACACAGAGGUGCAAGGCAAACAUGCUAACCACUAAGAACGCAAUCCAGAAACUCAUUAAAUAUAAUUUUGGUUUAAUAAUCGCUUAAUUUGAUUCUGUAUGUUUUGCUUUCAGAUUUGUUCCUGAUUAAAGACUUGAUUAAAACUUUCA
Messenger RNA from Ictalurus punctatus (channel catfish), 2826 nucleotides. RefSeq names its product threonine synthase-like 2 (gene thnsl2). The transcript has 9 exons. Gene Ontology annotation, biological process: dephosphorylation; 2-oxobutyrate biosynthetic process. Gene Ontology annotation, molecular function: pyridoxal phosphate binding. NCBI's taxonomy places the organism in Eukaryota, Metazoa, Chordata, Actinopteri, Siluriformes, Ictaluridae. The record is from RefSeq and is a predicted model, not a curated record. Bases 182 to 1639 code for a protein of 485 amino acids.